This is a messenger RNA of Cicer arietinum (chickpea), 759 nucleotides long. RefSeq names its product high mobility group B protein 2. Lineage: Eukaryota; Viridiplantae; Streptophyta; Magnoliopsida; Fabales; Fabaceae. The record is from RefSeq and is a predicted model, not a curated record.
AAUCUUUUUUGGAACCCUUAUUAUCCCUAGCGCUCACAACCAAAAAACGCAUUCACCAAAAACCCUCACUCUUCGCUCUCGCCGUUUCUCUUCACAUUCGCCAUGCCUAAGGCUACCACUAAAGCCAAACCCGCCGCCGAUAACCGGUUGAAGCGCAAGGGCGCUGGAACCGGUAAGAAGCAGUCGAAGAAAGCUUCGAAAGAUCCUAACAAGCCGAAGAGACCUCCAAGUGCUUUCUUCGUUUUCAUGUCUGAAUUCAGAGAGACUUUUAAGAAGGAGAAUCCUGAUAACAAAUCCGUUGCUGUGGUCGGUAAAGCUGGCGGUAAAGAAUGGAAAUCGAUGUCUGAUGCUGAUAAGGCUCCUUUUGUUGCUUUGGCAGUAAAGAAGAAAGAGGAGUAUGAGAAGACUCUUCGUGCUUACAAUAUUGGAUUGACUGAGGCAAAAAAUCCUUCGGAGGAAGAAGGAUCUGACAAGUCAAAGUCUGAAAUCAAUGAUGACGAUGAAGAUGAUGAUGAAGAUGAUGAUGAGUAAAGUUGGCAGUGACAAAAGGAGAAGCUUAGGAGUAACUGCAAUAGAAUCUUUUUACUUAAUAGAUUUGGCAUGAAUUUGAGAAGACUUAAUCAACAACUGUUUGUGAUAAAUAGUUUUUAAAUGUUUAGGGUUAUAUUUAGAUUACAAUCUUAAUUUUGGGUUCAGCCGCAUGACCUGUACUUAAAUCUUAUUUCUAUUAUUAAUACCAACUCAGUUGUUAUCGUACUC